UGCUAUAAAUAGCUCCCGGGCGCGGGGCCGCCGAGCAUCCCGGGGAGGCCGCGCGCGCCCCGGGCUCUGGGUCCCUCCCGGUCCCUCCCGUUGUCUUGUCCGGCCCCGCGCGGAUGGAGGCGGCGGCGGCCGGCUGUGCGCGCGCGUGAGCCCGGACGGUGCCUGCUGCUGACCAGCCGGGGAUUUAUGGAGAGGGCCUCGGGGGGCAGCUCCGGAUACUGCCGGGCCCAACAUCACUGCCGCGCGAGCUGCUGAGGAGGCCCCGGCGCCUCUGGGCCUCACCAUCGCCCCCGCCCGCCCAUGGCCCCCGCUGGCCCGCCCCGGGCCGGCCCUGCCGCCUGAGCCCCCGGGCCCCCCGCGGGACUCGCAGUUCCCCGAUGGGGUAACGUGACGGAGGCCCCGCGUGUCUGUGCCCCCGCCCGCCGCCCCCGCCCCCAGGCUGCCCCGUGGCUUCAGCCGCGCUCGGGCUUCUCCGGCCCCGGGGGCUCGGGGCGCCCCUUCCAGCGCAGGGGGCCGCUCGCCCUCCACGGGUGCCGCACGGAGCCCCGACGGCAGACUCACGCUGGGCUUCGUGAAGGGUCCCCGGCGGGGCUUCGGUGGUCCCCUUGGCCCUCCGCGGACCGGCUCCCAGAGCCGGGGGCCCGGCCGGCGCUCCGUGGGGGCUGCACGUUUCCUUCUCCGUAAAGAGCUGGACUCCUCGCUGCCCGGCUCCUCCGCCUCCCAGCUAUCUGCACCGUAUCUGUGCGGCUGGGGCGGCUUGACGAGGCCUGUUCUGGGGUCUCGGUCUCCUCAGGGCGUGGGGGGCCUUCCCUGCUGCGGUCCCACAGCCCCGUGCAGCCCUCCUCCUGGGGCCCCGCCGUGUCCUGGGGGAGCAUGGCUCGGAUGAACCGGCCCGCCCCCGUGGAGGUGAGCUACAAGAGCAUGCGCUUCCUCAUCACGCACAACCCCACCAAUGCCACCCUCAGCACCUUCAUCGAGGACCUGAAGAAGUAUGGGGCCACCACCGUGGUGCGAGUGUGCGAAGUGACCUACGACAAGGCUCCUCUGGAGAAGGACGGCAUCACCGUUGUGGACUGGCCGUUUGACGACGGGGCGCCCCCGCCUGGUAAGGUGGUGGAGGACUGGCUGAGCCUGCUGAAGGCCAAGUUCUGUGACGACCCGGGCAGCUGCGUGGCCGUGCACUGCGUGGCCGGCCUGGGACGGGCUCCGGUCCUCGUGGCUCUGGCUCUCAUCGAGAGCGGGAUGAAGUAUGAAGAUGCCAUCCAGUUCAUCCGACAGAAGCGGCGCGGAGCCAUCAACAGCAAGCAGCUCACCUACCUGGAAAAAUACCGGCCCAAGCAGAGACUGCGCUUCAAAGAGCCGCACGCGCACAAGACCAAGUGUUGCGUCAUGUAGCCGGGGGCCCCGAGCAGGCACCCCGCGCCCCGCACCCCCUGCCGCGGCUCACCUUCUGUCCCGGCGCCUCGGCACCCCACGCCUGCCGGGCCCGCUCGCCCUGCGUGCCCCAUGCCGGCCCCAUCCUCCGUUUCCCCGCGUGUCCGUGCGCUGUGUCCGCCCCUCUGGACGCGCGCCUCCCCUUCCUCCUGCCCCCGCGGCCCUGUCCCCCUCCGCGCGUCUCUCAGAGGCUCAGUGGGGCGCCCCUGGCCUUCGCCCUCCUGCCCUGCCCUCCCACCCGGUCCCCCGGGCAGCUUUCCUCUCAGGCUCCUUUGUCAGGGGGCAGGUGGACUUUUUAGCCACUGGGCCUGACCCCUCCUCCACGGCCUCGCGCCCUGACCUGUCCUUGGCACUUUCAGUGAUUGGGUCUGGAGACCGUCAGAUGUCCUGGACACUCGAAGGCAAUAAACAGGACCCUGUGGCUGUG
Molecule: messenger RNA, 1861 nt
Organism: Canis lupus familiaris (dog)
Lineage: Eukaryota; Metazoa; Chordata; Mammalia; Carnivora; Canidae
Gene: PTP4A3
Product: protein tyrosine phosphatase 4A3
Exons: 6
Coding region: 874-1395 (173 amino acids)
Biological process (GO): endothelial cell migration; protein dephosphorylation
Cellular component (GO): nucleus
Molecular function (GO): protein tyrosine phosphatase activity
Source: RefSeq, a predicted model, not a curated record